Bradysia coprophila is the source of this 3561-nucleotide messenger RNA. It is a transcript of the gene SMC5, whose product is annotated as structural maintenance of chromosomes 5. The record is from RefSeq and is a predicted model, not a curated record. Gene Ontology annotation, biological process: double-strand break repair via homologous recombination. NCBI's taxonomy places the organism in Eukaryota, Metazoa, Arthropoda, Insecta, Diptera, Sciaridae. Gene Ontology annotation, cellular component: Smc5-Smc6 complex; nucleus. Gene Ontology annotation, molecular function: single-stranded DNA binding.
CGCAACAUUCAAAUGAAAACAAAACAUUGAAAGAAUCCAAAGAGGUUGGACGUACAAACGUAAAAUCUCCAAUCUUUGGGCGAAUAUAAUAAUUUUUGAUGCUGACGAUGCUGACCGAAUCGCAUGCAUAAGUGAAUUGAAACUGUAUUUUUGUGUGUGUUUAUGUUGUUUCUUUGCAAGCGAUGCAAGAACACAACAUCGAAUAAUUUUUAUCCAUAUAACCUCCAAAUAAAAUGAAUUCGCUAACAAACGGUCAUCACAGUGAAGAAUGGUACAGAGGCAAAAUACACUCCGUCGAAGUCACGAAUUUUGUCACCUACGACCAUGUUUUGUACUAUCCUGGACAAUACCUCAACAUCAUAGUCGGACCCAAUGGAACAGGGAAAUCAACAUUGGUGGCCGCGAUAGUUUUGGGCAUGGGCGGCACUCCGAAAGUUCUAUCCCGAUCUCAAAAUAUCGAGGACUACGUAAAGAACGGGAAACAAACCGCCACAAUUGAAAUCGUACUGCUAAGGGAUUCAAAACGCAAAUCGAAAUUCAAGCGAGUGUUCAAUAUCAACGGCCAGAAUAAGUACUACGUCGAUGGAACGGAAUGUACGAAUAAGAAGUACCUGGAAUCCGUCGCUCAGUUCAACAUUCAAAUAACCAAUUUGUGUCAGUUUCUGCCACAAGACAGAGUACAGGAUUUCGCAAAAAUGAAUCCGCAAGAGUUACUCCACAAUACACAGGCAUCGGUGUGUUCGCCGGAAUGCAGUGAAAUGUUUGAGAAGCUCAAAGAUUUACGUAGCCAGCAGAAAGGUGAUGGGAGUGCUUUGAUCGCUCAGAUCAAUAAGCUGAACGAACACGAAGGGAAAAUUGCUGGUAUGAAAGAGCAGGUCGACAAUAUCAAUUUGAAGACCAAUUUGUCGGACCAAUUGGAUAUUUGUAACAAGAAAAAGGCCUGGAUGGAAUUUGAGGAACUCUUUAUCAAAUUCAAGGAAAUCGAAGUUGAUCUGAAGAAGGGAAACGACAACAAGAAACGUGUUGAAGACGAACUGGCUCCACUCACCCAACAGGCGAGUCAGAUAAACCGAUUGAAGCAAGUGCAUCAGACGAAUAUCAAAUCGGAGGCUGACAAAGCAUCGAAAUUUUCGACUGAGUUGAAUAAAUUGGACGAAAAAUCUUGUAAAUGUGAGGAGGCGAUAGUGAAGGCUGAAGGCGAUUUAAAGUUCGCUAAGCAGUCACACGGCGAAAGUAAAAAGGAAUUGGAAGCGGCAUUGGUCAAGCAGCGAGCCUUACUCGAAGACGUCAAACGCUCUGUGACAAUUGCUGGAAGCGAACAAGACCGGAAAACUCAACUGGAGGAGAUUAAGAAAGGGCGGGGCGUUCAUGUUGAGAAAAUUCACGUACUGAGCGAAGCAAAUCGUAAAGCCGUUCACAAGUUGAAUGAGGAGAUCAAUCCACGCUUGCGGUCAAUCGACAAUAAAAUCAAACAAAUGGAGAACAGUAAAAAUGUCAAACUGGAGUUGCUGCGGUCGCAAUUCCAUGACGUUUAUGAAGCAGUUAUUUGGCUGCGUCAAAAUCAAAGCCAAUUCAGAGGAAAGAUUUACGAGCCGAUGAUCUUAGAGCUAAAUGUGAGAGAGGGCUAUGCCAAAUACUUCGAAAAUGUGAUAUCCAUACGAGAUCUGACUGCAUUUUUAUGCGAAAAUCAGGAUGACAUGGAAAAGCUGUUCAAAUGUCUAAGAACGGACCAGAAACUGCAAGUUAAUAUCGUUUCCGUCAAACCUGUACGCGCACUCGAAUUCUCAUCGCCGUCAAUAUCAGAAAUCAGUCGAUACGGCUUCAAUUGCUUCCUACUCGAAUUGGUUGAUGGUCCAAUUGCAGUUAUCAACCAUCUGUGCAAGAUGAAUAAAAUUCACAACAUUCCACUCGGAACCGAUCAAACGCUAUCGAUGAACACUGAAAAUAUUUCGUCGAAGUAUCCGCUGUAUUUCACACCGAACCAUCGUUUCAGCGCUACACGAUCGAGAUACUCAAACGAAAUAUCGUGUGAGUCCAGGGAGAUCACUGGUCACAAUCUUCUCUCUCUCAACAUCGACCUGGGUUUGCUGGAAAAUCUCAAGUUGCAACGGGACGAGGUGAUCCGGCAAUCUGACAGAUAUCGCAACGAACAGGGGAAAAUCGAAGUUGACAUCAAAGACCACGAAGUGAAAAUCAACGAUUUAGAUCAACGAAAAGCCCAAAUCGACAAGAAUUUUUACAACAUUGACAUGUACCGCCGCAAUUUGCAGCGGCAUAUGAAGCUCGUUGAAAAUUUGCAAAACAAUAUCGUCGAUCUUGACAAGGAAAAUGAGAAGUUCGUUAAGACGUGUGCAGAAACCAUUCAAACACUAACGACGAUACAGAAACAGAAAACGGAAACUGUGGAAAAAUUGAAAGGUGCAGCAAUUUCUGCCGAGUGCCACCGUAAGAAGCAACGAAUCUUUCUCAGAUCCACUGCUGAAUUGGAAAAUCGAAUACAGGAGGCACAGGAGAAGUUGACUCAAGCAAUUCGUUUUGUCAACCACAUAAAGACCGCACUAGAAGCUGCCAAAGAGAAGUGCAAAAGGCAACAGGCCUUAGCCAGUCAGUUGACGGACAACAAGAAACCGAGCGACGCUCGUAACUUUCCAUACAAAAAACAGUUCGAUGAACUACCCGAUACCAUGGACGAAUUGGUAGAUCAUAUGAACGAAAUUCAAGGACAAAUGGAAUGUGUUCGGAACUAUAAUCCGGAGGUUAUCACCGAGUAUGAGAACCUUCUGAGUGAGGUGGAGCGGUUAAAGGGCGAAAUCGAAGCGGUCCGAUUGAAUCACAGCAAUUUGGAUGCACAAAUGGAUUCCGUGUUCAAGAAAUGGAGCGACCUAAUUCUGAAGGUUGUGACGGAAAUUAAUCAAAAUUUUUCGAAUUUCAUGGAAAUGAUGGGGUUUGCCGGCGAAGUGCAGUUGAUUUGCCCGAAUGAGAGAGACUACGCUGACUAUGGAAUCGCCAUUCGGGUGAAAUAUCGCAACGAUGAACAGCUUCAAGGCUUGGAUAGAUUCGUACAAUCGGGUGGUGAAAGAGCCGUGGCUAUUGCUGCGUAUACGCUGGCGUUGCAACAUAUGUCCCAUGUACCAUUUCGAUGUGUCGAUGAAAUCAAUCAAGGAAUGGAUCCAACAAACGAACGCAGAAUAUUCGACAUGUUGGUGAAAGAAGCAUCGCAACCGGGCAAAUCACAAUUUUUCUUCGUCACGCCAAAGCUGCUGAUGAAUUUGUCAUACAACGCGUACAUGACUGUGUCAAUCGUGUUCAACGGUCGUUUCGUGGAAAAUGCAUCCAUUUUCCAAACAUUGGACCAACCAAAUUAGUUAAAUGCACAAAGAGAGAGAGAGAGAGAGAGAGAGGAAAUUCCUAUGUGCCUCGCAUUUGUUAUAUGUAAAUUUAUCGUUUUGUCUUUCGAAAUGGAUUUUCUGACUUUAAAAACAAAAUUGAGUUGUUUUUACCAUCUUUAAUAUGAGCAGACGUAUGCAUCAAGAUCGUCAAUAAAAGUACUUUCGUGAACAA